AUGGUCAGGAAUUUAAAACUUCUUCUUUGGAAGAAUUUCAUCCUGAAGAAGCGGAAGACUCUGAUAACAGUGCUUGAAAUCCUAAUGCCGCUACUCUUCUCCAUGAUCGUCAUGUGCCUGCGUUUAAACAGUUUGCCCAAGAAAAUACCUCCUGUCAACUACCUGGCCAUCAAUAUCGGUUUACUGCCAGACUUCCUCUAUUUUCCUACUCACACCAGAUACCAACUAGUGUAUGUCUCUUCCAAAAGUGAAACGUUGAAGGCUAUCACUGAAGCGGUGGGGAAAUCCUUUGACGUUGAGUUUGAAGUCCUAGGCCAUUCUUCAGUGCCUUUGUUUGAAAAUUACAUACUCCAGGAUCCCAAAGCCUUCUUCGUGUUGGCUGGAAUUGUCUUCGAUCACACCUUCAAUGACAGCAAGCAACCCCUGCCGCUGAAGGUUAAGUACCGCCUGCGCUUCAGCUACACGCAGAGGAACUCCUUAAUCGCGCAGCUGACCUCCAAACAAGAUUAUGUGGACAGCUGGGGCACAUCCUUCCUCUACCCUCCCAACCCAAGCCAAGAGCCCCGGGCCUUAGGGCAUUCGGACGGCGGACUCCCUGGAUACAGCAACGAAGGCUUCCUGGCCAUCCAGCAUGCGCUGGACAAGGCCAUCAUGCACUACCACGCCCACAACGGGACGACCAAGAUGUUUGAGGGCCUGAGUGUGCUUGUGAAGAGGUUCCCCCACGGAGCCCACAUCCAGGACAGGCUCCUGGUGACCCUUCAGAACGAGUUCCCUCUUCUGCUCAUGCUCAGCUUCAUCUGCAUCGAGCUCAUCAUCAUCAAUUCCAUUGCCCUGGAGAAGGAGAAAAAACUGAAGGAGUACAUGUGCAUGAUGGGAGUGGACAACUGGCAACACUGGGCUGCCUGGUUCAUCGUGUCCUUCGUCUCGGCCCUCCUCGCCGUUUCUUUCAUGACCGUCCUCUUCUGCACACAGGUGAACAGUGUGGCGGUGUUCAGGAACAGUGACCCUAGCUUGAUAUUUGUUUUCCUACUGUCUUUUGCCACGGCCACUGUUUUCUUUGCAUUCAUGAUCAGCACAUUCUUCCAAAAAGCCCACGUAGCCACUGCCUCGGGAGGAAUCAUCUUCUUCCUCACCUACCUCCCAUACCUGUACCUCACUUUCAGCUACUCCCAGAGGACCCACUUCCAAAAGAUUGGCUUUUGCCUGCUCUCGAAUGUCGCCAUGGCACUGGGAGUGCGAUUUAUCUCCGUAUUUGAGAUAAGAGGCACAGGCCUGCAGUGGAAGAACGUGGGCGGCUUCAGCGGGGAGUUUAACUUCUGCCAGGUGCUGCUGAUGCUUCUGCUGGACUCCGUCUUGUACGGCGCGGUGGCCGGGUACGUGGAGGCCGUCCUCCCGGGCGAGCAUGGCGUGCCCAAGCCCUGGUACUUCUUCGUCAUGCCAUCCCACUGGCGUGGACAGCCCGUGCCCCUCACGCAGUCGGUGCUCCAGGUGGCGGAUCCGGACAACUCUCCAAAGAGCAAGUUGAUUCAGGAAGAGCCUACCAAUUUGAAGAAAGGGAUUGAAAUCCAGCAUCUCUACAAGGUCUAUCACACAGGAAAGAAUAAACAUGUAGCAGUCAAAGACCUGACCCUGAAUCUGUACCAGGGGCAGAUCACUGCUCUCCUGGGACACAACGGAGCCGGCAAAACCACCACGUGCUACGUGCUCACAGGUCUUAUUCCCCCUUCAAGUGGGUGUGUGUAUAUCAAUGGAUAUGAAAUUUCACGCAAUAUGGCGGAGAUCCAGAAGAGCGUGGGCUGGUGCCCCCAACACGACAUCCUGUUUGAUGACCUCACCGUAGCAGAGCAUCUCUCUUUCUAUGCUCAGCUGAAGGGCCUGUCCCGCCUCAAAUGCCCCGAAGAGGUCCAGCGGAUGCUGCACGCCCUCAGCCUGGAGGACAAGCGGGACUCCCUGAGCAGGUGCCUGACCAUCUGGGACCUGCUGCAGCAGCACAAGAGCCAGCGCACCGUGCUGCUCACCACGCACUUCAUGGAUGAGGCCGACCUGCUGGGGGACCGCGUGGCCAUCAUGGCCAAGGGGGAGCUUCAGUGCUGCGGGUCCUCGCUGUUCCUCAAGCAGAAGUACGGUGCAGGAUAUUACAUGACUUUAGUGAAGAAACCUCACUGUAGCACAGAGAAGAUUGCCCAUCUGAUUUAUCACCACAUACCCAAUGCGGUUAUGCAGUCCAGCAUUGGAGAAGAAUUAACAUUUAUUCUUCCUAAAAAGAGCAUGCCCAGGUUUGCAUCUCUAUUUACCGAGUUGGAACAGAGGCAGGUGGAGCUGGGGAUCGCCAGCUUCGGGGCCUCGGUCACCACCAUGGAGGAGGUCUUCAUUCGGGUGAACAAGCUGACAGAUCCCAGCACAGAAAUCCAAACCCUCAAGAUUCCCUCCAUUCAGUCUCACCACCUGAUCGGCGGGGUUCCUGUCAACAGAAUCAAACGUAUUCACUCAAGGAUCUUCUCCAUACCGUCCGGCCUGCCAAUCCAUCACAACACUGGGUUCAGCCUCAUCUGCCAACAGUUCUAUGCCAUGCUCCUGAAAAGGGUCCUGUACUCUUGGCGCAACUGGUUGUUGAUGCUCACGGUACAGGUCCUGGUGCCCCUGCUGAUCACCACCUUCAGCCUCGCCAUCUUCAACUUGGAAACGAACACGGGCAGCGUGCCGCUGGAACUGACCCUGAGAACGUAUGGCCGAACCGUCGUCCCGUUCUAUAUUUCUCCCAAUUCCAGGCUGGGUCCUCGGCUUUCACAGUAUUUUACAGACAUGCUUCUGGCGGAGGAACAGAUCCCUCUGGAGACCCGGAGCUCGGUGGAGGACCUCCUCCUGGACAAGGCAGAGGAGGAGCCCGAGGGCUUUGAUUUCAAAUACGUCGUGGCUGCUUCCUUUGAAGACCAGGGGAACCACAUGACGGUGACGGCGCUGUUCAACAACCAGGCGUACCACUCCCCUGCCGUGGCGCUGGCGCUCGUGGACAACUUCCUCUUCAAGCUGCUCUCCGGGGCCACGGCUUCCAUCACGGCGUCCAACCACCCUCAACCUAAGUCGGCCCUGGAGGCCUCGGAGGACAUCUUGUACAACAGCCCUAAAGGACACUACCUUGUUAUCAACUUGCUUUUCGGAAUAGCUUUCCUGUCCAGCUCCUUUGCCAUCUUGACGGUCAAAGAGAGAUCCACAAAGGCCAAGCACAUCCAGUUCAUCAGUGGUGUUUAUGUGGCCACCUUCUGGCUCUCCGCUCUGCUGUGGGACCUCAUCACUUCCCUGGUCCCCAGUCUGCUGCUGCUGGUGAGGGCCGCGUGGUUCAGGGACCCUCCCCCGCACGUCCCGGCGGGAGCGGGGCAGGAGGCUUGCCUUCGGGACCCUGCAAAGAAGUCGGCCAGCACACAUUGGUUGAGACGCCUCGUAUCCAAGUUCAACUCAUCAUGCACCCCAGUGGCCGCCCCCCACCCCCGGCAAGAAUUUCACGGAUUGAUACCCAAAAGCGGUAAGGCUCUAAACACAAGUCCUGAGAGUAUAGUUUCUUUCCUCUCGUAUAAUUGGCUCAGCCUCUCGCCAGAGUUACUAUUUUCUGUCACCCUCACAGACCAAGGCCGCACCAGGGUCUCGGAGUCGUUGGAUCAUGCCUUCCUAAUGCUCCCCGGCCACUGCCUGGGAAUGGCUCUCUUCAACUUAUACUACAACUACGGACUCCAGAAGUUAUGCGAAACCAGGAACCUGAGCCAGUCUGAGUGUAAUAAAUUUUUAGAGGGAUACACGGUCCAGGAGAGCGUCUACGCCUGGGAGUCCCUCGGGAUGGGGAAGUACUUGGCAGCCCUUGCCAUCUUGGGGUCUGUGUACCUCAUCCUGCUUUUCCUCAUUGAAACCAAUGUCUUGUGGGAAUUGAAAGCCAGGUUUUCUGACCUCAACGGGAAACAAGAAUCGGUAAUGUUGCAGAAGGUAACAUCCAUGCCCAGAGACCAAGAUGUGCAAGAGGAGGCAAAAAUGGUCCAGACUUCUUUGAAAAAGCUGCGUGAGGAAAACCCACUUGUUCUUAAAGACGUGUCAAAGGUCUACGGCAGGAAGGUGCCCCUGCUGGCCGUGAACAAGGUGUCCUUCGCUGUCCAGGCAGAGGAGUGCUUUGGCCUUCUUGGUGUCAACGGAGCUGGGAAAACGUCCAUCUUCAAAAUGCUGACCGGGGAAGAGCCCAUCACCUCUGGGGACGCCUUCAUCAGGGGCCUCAGCAUCAGCUCUCACCUCAGGAAGGUGCGGCAGUGGGUGGGCUACUGCCCCCAGUUUGACACCCUGCUCAACCACAUGACGGGCUGGGAGACGCUGGUCAUGUACGCCCGGAUCCGGGGCAUCCCCGAGCGCCACAUCGGCACCUGCGUGGAACAAAUUCUUGAGGAGUUACUCAUGUACGCCUACACUGACAAACUGGUGAAGACCUACAGUGGUGGCAACAAACGAAAGUUGAGCACUGGCGUCGCCCUAAUUGGAGAGCCUUCAGUCAUCUUGCUGGACGAGCCAUCCACUGGCAUGGACCCCGUGGCCCGGCGCCUGCUCUGGGGCACAGUGGCACAAGCCCGCAAGUCUGGCAAGGCCAUUGUUCUCACCACCCACAGCAUGGAAGAAUGUGAGGCCUUGUGCACCCGGCUGGCCAUCAUGGUGCAGGGCCAGUUCAAGUGCCUGGGCAGCCCACAGCACCUCAAGAGCAAGUUUGGCAGCGGCUACUCCCUGCGGGCCAAGGUCCGGAGCGAAGGGCGGCAGGAGGCCCUGGAGGAGUUCAAGGCGUUUGUGAACCUGACCUUCCCAGGCAGCGUCCUGGAGGACGAGCACCAAGGGAUGGUCCAUUACCACCUGCCCGGGGAGGACCUCAGCUGGGCCAAGGUGUUUGACAUUCUGGAGCAAGCCAAGAGGAAAUUCAUGCUGGACGACUAUUCUGUCAACCAAGUCUCCCUGGAGGAUAUUUUCCUGAGCUUCACCUGCCCUAUGCCCCCUACCCAAGAGGGAAAGAAACCAGAGCUCAGUGGCCUGGGGGUGACCACGGUUGUCAUGACACUGCACCUUCUGCAGCCCAUGAAGUGUUACUCGGAUGAGUAA
Molecule: messenger RNA, 5118 nt
Organism: Puma concolor (puma)
Lineage: Eukaryota; Metazoa; Chordata; Mammalia; Carnivora; Felidae
Source: RefSeq, a predicted model, not a curated record